AUGCGUCAAUUGAAAUGCGACCUCCCGCAACAGAAUAUCCGUAGAAGGAGACCGGCAGCAAGGGGGCGGUCGCCAAAACGCGCGUUCAACGCCAAUAUAUCUCAACGGUGCAGCAACGAGGAUGGGGCGAGUAAAAGUAGGCAGGCAGGCAAGCAAGCCGAACAAGCAGACGUGGAGUUUAAUCACAAGCGAGAUUCCGCAACGGAAGAAGGAUAG
This is a messenger RNA of Aspergillus niger, 216 nucleotides long. RefSeq lists its product as uncharacterized. The coding region runs from base 1 to 216 and encodes 71 amino acids. NCBI's taxonomy places the organism in Eukaryota, Fungi, Ascomycota, Eurotiomycetes, Eurotiales, Aspergillaceae. The transcript has 3 exons. The record is from RefSeq and is a predicted model, not a curated record.